UGCUGAUGCAGAUCUGCCCGGCUAUAUGCGAGCGGAGGAGAAGAGGAAAGGGAUGCCGAAAAAAUAGAACUCCUCAGCACUAUUUUUUCGCACAUUUUUCUACUGUAGAAGACGGAGACCAGCCCUACGACACCCUCUACGGAUUAAUACCUAUCUUCACUACUGAGUGAACUUGAGCGCGUGCUGUCAUCGCCACAGAAACGGAGGUGAACGCGACAAUUUUUUAGGAGAAAAGCGACCAUAUUGAGGUCAGAGGAAAGCGUUGCCAAGGCGACCAGCUUGCUAGGGAGGAAACUGCGGCGCGCGUCCCACGCCGGGAACGAGCGUGCGUGAAUGCGAGGGUGCGCACGCGCGGGCGACAGCUAGCUGAGGCAGUCACGGCAUCCACACAGCGGCAGCGGCAGCAGAGGCAGCAUCUUUCCACGCAAGACUACCAGAACACCAUGCAGUCCAUGACCGCCGUUACCGAGACGAGCUAAAGCAAGCCGAGGCUCGCACCGCCACUUGAACCGGUGAACGGCGGUGUCAGAGGUCUCCUUCAGGGGAUUUAUUGAGGAUUUAUCGACGACGUCCCAGAAAAUAAGGCUCAAAAUCACAGCUACCAUUCGUCAACACAGGUGACACUUUUCCCGGCUGUCAAAUCUGCCGAGACACCGCAGACACGACUUACUUAGGGUUGAUUUUUUGUCGUUUUAAGGCCUCGAUAAAAACAGACAUUCCUUCUGAGGCUAACCGGACUGUCAGCCUAGACAUGAAUACAGCCUAUUGCCGUGCAGUAGAAGACGGGGAAGGAGCCGAGCCUGCCUGCUCCGAUGGGGAGUCAUACUAGGCUGCUGGAUGUGAUGUGUGAUGCAGUACAGCAGCUUUAUGUUUGUCUCCAGUCGAGUCCCACCUGCCGGCCCGGUUGGAUUGAACGAGAUAGUUCUGUAGGACGGCAUUUUUGAAGAAUUCAGUGGCUGUAAGAAACGCCAAUCAAAUGAUCUGGAUAAUAGAAGACCAAUAGGGAUGGAACGCAACAGAACCAUGGCUGGGGAAGAGUUUCGGCUCCUUGUUGCUCAAAAUCAACACUGACCUGACAUCCCACACCGGGGGGCCAGGCCUCCUUUCUCCAGCACCCCAAAGACCCUUCUUUCCCCCAGCAACUGCUUUGCCUUCCAUCUCACCUUCUCUCUUGACCAGACCUCCGUAAAAGCUCCUUUUACUCUUCCAGGGUCUGCCUGCUUUUGUUUUUAAUCGCCCUCCUAUGCUUUACCUUCCAGAGUGUUGGUCAUAAUCCCUAUUCUCUCUGAAAAAGACUGAAGUGCUCCAAAACAGACUAGAGGCAGGUGGCUGAACAGUAUGAAUCCAGUCAUGUACCCCCUUCCACUUGCUCUGAGUAAACAAAGGCGGCAAGCUUUGUGGUCCAGGACGCGGCCCCUUAGUCUCAUGACAGACUGGUGCCUAAUGGGUGUGCUAGGCCUCAUCCUCUUCUUCAGCCUGGCCUCGAGCCAGAAGCUAGACCCUUCCAAACACCCCAUCGUCACCACCAACUACGGCAAGAUCCGAGGCAUCAAGAAGGACUUAAACAAUGAGAUCCUGGGCCCUGUGGAGCAGUACCUAGGCGUCCCCUACGCCACGGCACCCAUCGGCGACCGCCGCUUUCAGCCGCCCGAAGCCCCGGGAUCCUGGCAGGAGAUCCGCAACGCCACCCAGUUUGCCCCCGUGUGCCCUCAGAACGUCCACGGCGUGCUGCCGGAGAUUAUGCUGCCCGUGUGGUUCACAGACAACCUGGACGUGGCAGCGGGUUACAUCCAGAACCAGAGCGAGGACUGCCUCUACCUCAAUGUCUACGUGCCCACGGAGGAUGGUCCGCUCACAAAAAAACAUGAUGAAUCUUCAAUGAACAAGCCUCGAGACGAAGGUAUUUUUGUUGCAUGUUUUUCCUUUUUUCUUGUUUUGAAGUCUUUUUGGGGGAUGUGUACACACAUAGAGUGGAAAACACACACACGCACACCAAGUCACACAUCUCUUAGGUGGGACUUUGGAUAUGAGAUGCAUACCUACAGUAUGUGUUGGUGUAAGUGUAUGUGCUGA
Molecule: messenger RNA, 2073 nt
Organism: Etheostoma cragini (Arkansas darter)
Lineage: Eukaryota; Metazoa; Chordata; Actinopteri; Perciformes; Percidae
Product: neuroligin-2-like
Exons: 3
Coding region: 1339-2073 (244 amino acids)
Biological process (GO): chemical synaptic transmission; postsynaptic membrane assembly; synaptic vesicle endocytosis
Cellular component (GO): synapse; cell surface; postsynaptic specialization membrane
Molecular function (GO): neurexin family protein binding; signaling receptor activity
Source: RefSeq, a predicted model, not a curated record